Molecule: messenger RNA, 1711 nt
Organism: Syngnathus typhle (broad-nosed pipefish)
Lineage: Eukaryota; Metazoa; Chordata; Actinopteri; Syngnathiformes; Syngnathidae
Gene: hagh
Product: hydroxyacylglutathione hydrolase
Exons: 9
Coding region: 96-1025 (309 amino acids)
Biological process (GO): glutathione metabolic process
Cellular component (GO): mitochondrion
Molecular function (GO): hydroxyacylglutathione hydrolase activity
Source: RefSeq, a predicted model, not a curated record
GGUAGAGUCUGCGAGGUGAGUGGUGACGAAACCGGAACUGAACCGCAACCAAACUUUUUGCCCACCGCUAACUGAUAGGUUUUCUGCAUUUUGGAAUGUUACUGAAAUCACUCGUAGGGAGUGCCUGCACUCUAGUAGGAGCGGCCACAGCUUUAAAACUUGCGCCUGUGGAAGUCAAGGCCCAAGCAGCGGCUCUCCUGCACAACACCGUGAGAAAAACGUCAGUGGUGGAGCAAGCCAACAUGAAGAUUGAACUUCUGCCAGCUCUCACUGACAACUACAUGUACCUGCUCAUCGACACCGACACCAAAGAAGCAGCAAUCGUUGACCCCGUGGAACCUGUGAAGGUUGUGGAGGCAGUUAGAAAACAUGGCGUAAGGCUCACAACAGUGUUGACCACCCAUCACCACUGGGAUCACGCUGGUGGCAAUGAGAAGAUGGUAAACCUCAUGCCCGGCCUGAAAGUCUACGGAGGAGACAAACGCGUCGAUGCCAUAACAAAGAAAGUCUCUCACGGCAACAGUUUCAAAGUUGGCUCGCUUAACGUCAAAUGUCUGUUCACGCCGUGCCACACCACCGGCCAUAUCUGCUACUAUGUCACCAAAGAUGACAGCUCCGAGCCUCCCGCUGUCUUCACAGGGGACACACUAUUUGUUGCAGGCUGUGGGAAAUUCUUUGAGGGCACCGCGGAGCAAAUGUACAAAGCCUUGAUUGAAAUUCUGGGACGCCUGCCUUCUGAAACGCGAGUCUACUGUGGUCACGAGUAUACUGUCGGCAACCUGAAGUUUGCUCGCCACGUCGAGCCAGACAGCGAGGUCAUUCAGAAAAAGUUGGCAUGGGCAAAGGAGAAAUGCAGCAAUGGUGAGCCUACCAUCCCAUCCACUUUGGCUGAUGAAUUCACCUUUAACCCAUUCAUGAGAGUCAAAGAGAAAUCCGUACAAGAUCACGUCAAACAGACCGAUCCCAUCGAAGCCAUGAGGAGCCUCCGUAAAGAGAAAGACGCCUUCCGAGUGCCCAAGGAGUGAUGUUGCCCGCUGGGACUGAAACCACUGAUAGCACUGCAAUAUGUCCGCAUUACCGAAACUGUCUGCGAGUCACAUGAUGCAACAUUCGUUCUUCAUCAAUGCUCACGCUGAGCCCCAGUUUGGCUUCAAAACGAGCAGUCGAGUUGUUUAGCGACUGCCAGGGUUGGUUUUUUUUCGGUAAAAUGUGACCAUUGAACAACUGCUUUAAAUCAGAACAAAUAGUUUUAGUCUGUUUAGGUACGUUCUGUAAAUACAUAUGUUCAAAAACAAAUUCAGCUGUUAAAACCACAUUUUAUUUCCAAGAUGGGAUGUUUCUACUUAGCGUUCAAUCGAUAAUUAAUGGGAAGUUGUUCAUCUGAUUACGCAUGAUUUGAACAGUUCAUGCUCAACUCAUUGUGUAGAUAUCAAAUGUUAGAUGGGCUGAACAUUUGUUUCAGUACAAAAGUACAAGUAUUUACAUUGUAAAUUUGUAAUUAUCUAAUUGUAUCAGGGAGCAUGAGGCUAAUUGUACACUGUUGGGUCCUUUGUGUAUCUUAAAAACAAAUUUAUCUGCUAAGCUAAUUUAUAUGUGUGUUAAUUUGGCGGAGAACGCGUUCAUUUGCUUUACUUAUGCACUGCGUCAUCACGAUAAUUUCGCGAGAUCUUGGGCUAAGAGAAGUCGUCUUAAUAAAAACAAAACCUAUGUA